Messenger RNA from Linum tenue, 1464 nucleotides. NCBI's taxonomy places the organism in Eukaryota, Viridiplantae, Streptophyta, Magnoliopsida, Malpighiales, Linaceae. The record is from the annotation of a GenBank genome assembly.
AUGGCACGCCGCCAUCCGACCGCCGCCCGACGACCACCGAAGAAAUCACAGCUUCCUUCCCACAUCAACAACCUAGACGACGACCUAAUCCUCGAAAUCCUAACCCGCCUCCCAAACCCUAGAUCCGUAUUCCGCUGCCGAUCCGUCUGCAAGCGGUGGAAUUCCCUCAUCUCCGCUCCUCCCUUCCGCCCCGAAUUCCUCCGCCGCAUAGCAACUCGCGGCGGCGAAGACGAAUUCCCCCUCGUCUUCCCGCAAUCUCAGCCGGAAACCCUCGAUUUCCUCCCGAUCCCAGCCGACUACCGCCACCAAUUCCGCGUCCUGGCGUCCUGCGACGACCUAAUCCUUUGUGGGCUAGCGACGCACGACGUCGCCGUCGGGAAUUUGUUCUACGUCGGCAACCCUUUCACGAACCAAUGGGUCAUCCUCCCGCUGGCCCCCUACACCGGUCGAACCGAACCACUCCACAGCGACGACAGAAUCAUGGUGGGUUUCGUCUGCCAGCCCUGCUACAGCUACUGCGAUUUCAAAGACCAGGUCUUGAUCGACUCCCAAUUCAAAUUCAGGGUCGUCCUCCUGUACAAAACCGGAGGCGAUUACCGGUGCGAAGUGUUCUGCUCCGAAUUGGGCCGGUGGGUGGACCGGGUCGACAAUUUCGAAGUUGGGUAUGAACAUUAUGUAACCCCUGGCUACCACAUUACUCUGCCCUGCUUCAACGGGAAACUCUACUGGAAGUGCGAGGAUUCGCGUGAAUUGGUCGGUUACGAUCCGUUCGACAUCAAUGGAGAACCGGAAACCAUCGAUUACUACUCCGAAUUCUAUUCGCGUUCCCCCCAAUUGGUCAGUCUACUCGACAUUGGGGUCUCACAGGGUGCUCUGCAUCUGAUUGUGCUGGAAGACGCCGCGGAGGAUGAUUUUUCCAUCGAUGGAUUGAGCGUCUGGAGCCUGGACGAUAGGAAGGCUUGGCAGCUGGAGAAUCGGGUGUCGUUGAAAUCGAUUUGGGCGCGAUUCGAAUUUCCAAAGAAGACGAGUAGGAGAGGGUUGAUGAAUGGUUUGGAGGUAAAGGGGAUAUUGGGUAUCCACCCAUCGAAGCCAGAGAUCGUGUACUUGGCGUAUGGCAAUUUCGGUGCCUGUUACGCUGUUUCGUGCAACUUGAAGAGUGAGGAGCUCGAGCUUUGCGGCGGUUUACCGGUGGAGUCGACGUUCCGGUGGAAUGUGUUUCAGCCGGAGGUCCGGUUCUGGCCGACCCCGAUCCCGGUUCCAACCUAUGACCGUGUGGGUUUUUUUAGUGACGAGGAUGGUACCACUGAUAGUGUUGUGGCCCAUAGCAGCUUGGUUGAACCGUCACAUUCCAAGAGCCGGAAGAGGAAGCGGGCAGCAGCUGCGCUAUCAUCGGUUCAACCCAAAAGGAGAUGUGGAAGUUCAGGAAAGAAGAGGUUAGUGCUGUGUCAAUACAGCACUAAUUGA